UGUUUUUUCUCUGGCGGAUGGUCGCGCGAGUGUGGUUCGUUUAUAAUUUUUGCUCUGUGUGUGGGGUGUAGUACAAUGGGAACAUAGUGCACACAGCUGGAUAUCACAGCGCAAGAAGCAGAUGAAAUUGGAGAAAAAAGGUGAACCCUUCAUUCCUGCACGGUCGAAGACGGGAAUAACACACGAACGAACCAACGGAUGUGAAUCUCGUUUCCCAGUGCGAUGUUCGCUUGUUCCCUGAAUUGAUAGAUUUGAUAGUGGAUUGUUAGUUUUUCGGAACCAACGGAGCAAAUAGUGAUCGGUAUUAUCCUUUUUACCGUACGAGCUGUCGAAAUUUGGUCGAAGAAAAAAAAGGAAAGGAAAGCGGGAUAUCCAGAUUUUUCCCUACGCGUGUGUUUGUGAGAAUCAGAAUCUGUGAAGAAAAGUCGUUUCGGGCGCUUGUUUCGGAGUAUUGGUGGUUGUUGCCGUGGAUGCAGUUUCGAACAUAACUUAAGGCUAAGCACUCAAAAGUAUUGAGCGUGUGAGCAAGAAACACUUCCAAAUGUGUACGAACGCGGCAGUCGAACGUUGUCGGAACGAACCGCAGUGAAAGUUUGCUCUCUGUCCCGCGGCAGACAGAAUUCCUUUUUGGCGGCUACGAAUCAUUGUCGCGCGCUUAUCAAGCGGUGCAACCGUAUUAUUAUUAUUUUUUCUUUUGUUUUUCCUGUGUUGUGGUGGUGUGUAAAGUAGUGAUAUUUUAGGCUAGCACUUCCGCGCAAGUGGAUAGCGACGACGCAGCGAUACGACAACUGACGGGUGAUGUCCAGCUGGGCACAACGGAUGCACCGCCGGGCGGCGACCCUCGGCAGUGUGGUCACCUCGUGUGGUCACCCGGGGUCACCGUAUCCGCAUCGGCUCGAGAAAGUUAAGUUCGGCGUCCCGCUGGACGAGGUGUGCAAAAACGACAUUCCCGGCCCGUUGCUGGUGCUGAUACUGAAGCUGAACAAGGAGGCACCUUUUAGGAAGGACGUCUUCCGGGCGCCCGGUCAUCAGGGGGCCAUGAAGAAGCUGAUUCACUUCCUGCAGCAGGGCCGCCUGGUCAACGUGGACAACUACUCGGUGUACACGAUCGCGUCGGUGCUGAAGAAGUUCCUCCGCAAGAUUCCGGGUGGCGUUUUCGGCCGGGAUGGCGAGACGGAACUGUUCCAGAUAGUGGACAUCGACGAUGAACUGGUUCAGCAGGAGAAGAUUCACAAAUUACUAAUGUCACUGCCUGGCCAUACGCAGCGUUUGCUGGUGCUGCUGUUUGGUACGUUUCGGGUGAUAGCCAGCAACUCAGAACGGGCCGGCACCGGUAUGACCAGUGAGGCACUCGGGGUUUCGGUGGCGCCCAGCUUUUUCCAGUCCUGCGUCAGCGAUGGCAAAACCGCCCGGAUGGAGGACGUGCUGCGGUUUAAGGUGGCAACCAAGAUCAUGAAGCAGAUGAUUGAACAGUUCGCCGCGUACGACCUGUUCGGGCGGGACAACUACGAGUACUACGCCCGGGUUACCGGCCGGGUCCUGCGGGUUCAGGACGAGUGGAUCUGUUCGUUCCGCUAUCCGCUGCCGCCCAGGGGGAAGACGGCCCAGCAGAACUAUGCGUUAAAACUAGCUUUAGAAACCGAGAAAACCUGGCUGCAGUGUGAAUGCGAACGAUGGGGCCUAAUCGCACAGGAGGAAUCGCACUCGACACCGGCCCUGCUGACCACCGGCGGUCCGAACGUAGGCAACUCGGCCGUCUCCCUUGGCAUCAUUCCAGAGCACUCGCUGCUCGAGUCCUGCGCCCGCCUGUCCGUCUCGCUGGAGGGUCCCGGGAUCUUCAACGUGCAGAAGUCCAGCUGCUCGUCGUCGUCGCACUCGUCCUCGUCGACGACCCGGUCCGGUUCGCAGCACCACAUGACGCUGGACGAGCUGCGGGCGGUCAACCGGUACGCCGAGAGUACCAAAAGCCUAUCCUACCUACCUCAGGUCCACGAGCGGCAGGCAGCUCGGAUGCGCACCCGUUCCGAGUGGUUCCUGGGGGCCCGCGGGGGCUCCCUGGAGCUGUGUCACACAUCGGAUGGUACGACGCUGAUGCACCCGCAGAUCGUAACUUCGACUCCGAUCCCGGGCAGCAUGCUGGGUUCGGGUGGCGGCGGCGGCGUUGGCGGCGGUCUUGGCAUCGGAGGAGGACACGGUCACCACCACGGCAUUAUCGGUACCUAUAGUAACAGUAUUGACCAGCACUUGAACGAUAUCGUUAUUGUUGAUGUUGAUGUUAACCGUCACGAGUAUCUUGCCACUAAUCAUCAUCAUCAUUAUCAUUUGAACCAUCAUGACGACCUGAGCACGAACAGUAACAAGCGCACGUUGCAACGACCGUCGGCGCUGGGUAGUCCUGAUGGAUGGUAUUUCGACCACUGCGACUCGAUCGAAAUCGACCCGGAAGACGUGGACAUGCUGAAUGGCAGCGAAGGAGGAGGGCUUGCUGACGGAGAAGAUCCGCUUUACGAUGAGAAUGACUUCGCCAUCAGCCAGAGUCAUCAUUUUGAUAAUCGUGCCGAGAACAGACGGCGCCGUCGGAGACGGCUGAUCCGUCAGCGACGCCACUCGUACGAUCAGCUCAUGUCCAGCGCUUCCAUGUCGAUCGUCAACUGUAGUCGUGGCGUCGAACCACUAUCUAAGGACGUCCCCAAUGCCGCCGGCUCGAGCAUUCCACCACCCGAAAAACGUAAACAUUCCGCACUCGAUCAUUCAUCAGCCUUGCAACGUAACGCCACUACACACACCAUCAACAACACUACCACAACAGCAGCAACUAGUGCCACUACUACUGCUAGUAGCAUCAACGACAGCACGUUGACGGCUGGUAACAAUCACCACUCGGUGAUUGGCAAUCGCAGUUUGUCGCGGAACCAGAGCAACUCGGCCAACACUACACGCCAGAGUAAUCUGUCCGUAGUUCUCUAUGCUGUAUUGGAUUUUUUGUUCUAGGUUAGAUUUUGUUUUUAGUUUUUUCGAUGAUAAACGCAAGAAAGUCGAAGGGAAAGUGCUAGGUGUAUACGUAGCACACUGCUGGCUGGUGAAAGAUUUCUAACCACGAAACAGGAACCGGUUUACCGCCCGAUCUGCACCGUUGCAAGCUAUUUUAUUCAUUUUGAUUUAAGUUUUUUAAUCAAAGUAGAGCACAAUGGUAGUCUAUCCUAUUUUUUUCUGUUAAGUAUACACUCCACAUGAAUUUCGGGCUAAACCGGGAACCUGGCACUGGUUAAAAGUAUUUUUCUUUGGUUUCGAACACAUUUCGGAAAAAACAUAUAUGUUUUCAUAUUUUAUCCACUUAUUUAUUGCAGUUUUAACGUAACAAUCUACUACUUAUUU
Molecule: messenger RNA, 3375 nt
Organism: Sabethes cyaneus
Lineage: Eukaryota; Metazoa; Arthropoda; Insecta; Diptera; Culicidae
Gene: RhoGAP71E
Exons: 7
Coding region: 799-2991 (730 amino acids)
Biological process (GO): signal transduction
Molecular function (GO): GTPase activator activity
Source: RefSeq, a predicted model, not a curated record